GCCUCCCCAAAUCUAACCACACAGCAAGAAGCAGAGCGCCAGACCAUCCAGUCAUUGCGCCAGGGAGGUGCCUUGACAAGCAAGUUCCUCAGCAUGUCGUCUAUUCCCAGUUGCCUUCUGGGGGUUGCUCUUGAGGGAGAGACCAAUAAUCACGGGCACGCUUCCUUGCUUCAACAUGUCCUGCUUCUGGAACAGGCUCGGCAACAAAAUACACUAAUUGCUGUUCCUCUGCAUGGCCAAUCGCCUCUAGUGACAGGAGAACGCAUCCCCUCCAACCUGCGCACUGUAAGCAAGUUGCCUCGACAUCGUCCAUUGAGCCGCACCCAAUCGUCCCCACUGCCUCAGAGCCCCCAAGCAUUGCAACAUUUGGUUGUGCAGCAACAGCACCAACAUUUCUUGGAGAAGCAGAAACAGCAGCAGAUUCAACUGGGAAAGAUAAUCACCAAGACCGGUGAGUUGCCCCGGCCACCUACCACACACCCUGAGGAAACAGAGGAGGAACUGACAGAACAACAGGAGUCUUUGGGGCUUGGUUUGGGCCUGGGCCAGGGGCCCUUUGUGCUGGAUGGGUCAAUAGAAAAUGAGGGGACCCAGGAUGGCUUAGAGGAACAAGAGGAGGACGAAGAAGAAGAAGAAGAAGAAGAAGAAAGUAUAGCCAAAGAGCAAGGCUGUCUUCAAAUGAAAGAUGAAGCUGGAGUGAACAGGCUACAAGAAGAACAGGAGGUUGAGGAGUUGGGAGUUACUUACAGGCAGGUAUUUGCUGAUGCACAUCAGCUAAGAUCUCUGCAGCUCUAUCAAACUCCCCUGAGCAUAAGUACUAUACCCCAUCAAGCCCUUAGCCGUACCCAGUCUUCACCUGCUAGCACUAGCCUGAAGAACAGUACACCUGAGCCUUUGGUCCAUCACCUUUUCACUACAGGUGUUGUUUAUGACACAUUCAUGCUGAAGCACCAGUGUACAUGUGGAAACACUAAUGUUCACCCAGAACAUGCUGGGAGGAUACAGAGUAUUUGGUCCAGACUACAAGAGACAGGAUUGCUAACCAAGUGUGAGAGAAUCCGAGGCCGGAAGGCAACAUUGGAUGAAAUCCAGGCUGUCCAUUCAGAACAUCACACAUUACUAUAUGGAACAAGUCCCUUGAACAGGCAAAAACUUGACAACAAGAAAUUAUUAGGCCCCCUUAGUCAGAAAAUGUAUGCUGUCCUCCCAUGUGGUGGAAUUGGGGUUGACAGUGACACAGUAUGGAAUGAAAUGCAUUCAUCCAGUGCAGUCCGCAUGGCUGUUGGCUGUUUGCUGGAGCUGGCCUUUAAAGUGGCAUCAGGGGAACUUAAGAAUGGAUAUGCUGUCAUCCGACCACCAGGUCACCAUGCAGAAGAGUCUACUGCCAUGGGCUUCUGCUUCUUCAACUCUAUUGCCAUUGCUGCUAAGCUUCUACAACAAAAGCUUGCCAUCAGUAAAAUCCUCAUUGUGGAUUGGGAUAUCCAUCAUGGCAAUGGAACCCAACAGGCAUUCUAUAGCGAUCCCAGUGUUCUAUAUAUUUCCCUCCAUCGCUAUGAUAAUGGAAAUUUCUUCCCAGGCAGUGGAGCUCCUGAAGAGGUUGGCAGUGGGAUGGGUGUAGGUUACAAUGUAAACAUUGCCUGGACUGGUGGAGUAGAUCCCCCUAUUGGUGAUGUGGAAUAUCUGACAGCCUUCAGGACUGUGGUGAUGCCUAUAGCCCACGAGUUCUCCCCAGAUAUGGUCCUUGUUUCUGCUGGCUUCGAUGCUGUUGAGGGUCACUUGUCCCCGUUGGGUGGAUAUUCCGUCACAGCCAAAUGUUUUGGGCACCUGACCAAACAACUGAUGGAUCUGGCAGAUGGGCGUGUUGUCUUAGCUUUAGAAGGUGGUCAUGAUCUGACUGCCAUCUGUGAUGCCUCUGAAGCCUGUGUCUCUGCCUUGCUUGGCCUUGAGAUCCUGGCUGUGCUGGCCGCCCAUCUAUGGAAAGUACCGGUACGCGUCCAGUGCUACCUGGACGACAUCUUGAUCCAAGCAUCCUCCUUCCAGGCAGCCCAGUCGGACCUGGAAUCAACUAUUCAGGUCCUCCAACAGCACGGGUUCUCGGUGAACUUUCAAAAAAGCCAGACGCUUCCCUCACCCAGGCUUCUGCACCUGGGAGCCAUCAUAGACACCACAAACUGUAUGGUCUAUCUCUCCCCGAAGCGGUUGGUCAGCAUCAGGGACCUAGCUCGCCGAGUAUACAAAGGCCGCACCGUUCCACUUGUCUUACUCUCCCAACUUCUAGGGAAAAUGGUCUCCUGCGUAGCCAUAGUUCCCUGGGCCAGACUCCACUUGCGGGAGCUUCAAUGGUUCCUCCUACCGUUCCAGCGAUUGAACGCCAGCGCAUCCAGCCGGCAGGUGAGGCUCCCGGUCCACACCCUCAGGUCUCUUCGCUGGUGGUUCUCACAAGCGAUAACCAAGGGGUCACCUUUCAAGGAGCCGGACCGCCUCACCAUCACGACAGACGCCAGCCUAUUUGGCUGGGGAGCCCACCUGCAGUCUCAGUUUGCGCAGGGCCGUUGGUCCCAGCAGAGAUUUGAGACACAACAUUAA
Protobothrops mucrosquamatus (brown spotted pit viper) is the source of this 2586-nucleotide messenger RNA. Its product is annotated as histone deacetylase 5. The annotation marks the transcript as partial. The transcript is spliced from 15 exons. Gene Ontology annotation, cellular component: histone deacetylase complex. Gene Ontology annotation, biological process: chromatin organization. Gene Ontology annotation, molecular function: histone deacetylase activity. Lineage: Eukaryota; Metazoa; Chordata; Lepidosauria; Squamata; Viperidae. The record is from RefSeq and is a predicted model, not a curated record.